AUGGGCCUGAGUCGGAGAGCCGCCGGGCAGUACCUGGGCCUCCUGCUCUCCGUGCUGGGCUGGGUCUUAACCAUCACCACCACCUACCUGCCGCUCUGGAAGCAUCGCAACCUGGACCUAAACGAGAUGGAGAACUGGACCCUGGGGCUCUGGCAGGCGUGCGUGGUCCAGGAGGAAGUGGGCAGACAGUGCAAGGUCUUCGAGUCCUUCCUGGCGCUGCCUGCCGAGCUGAGGAUCUCCAGGAUCUUGAUGUUCGUGUCCCACGGGCUGGGCGUGCUGGGCCUGCUGCUGUCCGCGCUGGGCCUGGACUGCCUGCGGGUCGGUGAGAGGCCACCAGGGCUCAAGAAGCGGCUGCUGGUGCUGGGCGGCCUCCUGCUGUGGACGGCGGGUGUGGCGGCGCUGGUGCCCGUGUCCUGGGUGGCGUACGGGACCGUGCGGGAGUUCUGGGACGAGGCCAUCCCCGAGAUCGUGCCCAGGUGGGAGCUGGGCGACGCCCUCUUCCUGGGUUGGUUCGGGGGCCUGUGUCUUCUCCUGGGAGGGGGUCUGCUCAACUGUGCUGCCUGCUCGAGCCCGGGGGUCCCUGCUGCGGGUCUCGAGGCUGGGGCUGCCCCCCCAACUCCGCGGGCAUCCCCGGGAAACGGAGCCGCGGACCGCAAAGUGUCGGACCUGGAUCUGCCCUCUGUCGCAGGCAUGCAAGGGUCUUUGUAA
Messenger RNA from Sorex araneus (European shrew), 708 nucleotides. Its product is annotated as putative claudin-24. The coding region runs from base 1 to 708 and encodes 235 amino acids. NCBI's taxonomy places the organism in Eukaryota, Metazoa, Chordata, Mammalia, Eulipotyphla, Soricidae. Gene Ontology annotation, biological process: cell adhesion; bicellular tight junction assembly. Gene Ontology annotation, cellular component: plasma membrane; bicellular tight junction. The record is from RefSeq and is a predicted model, not a curated record. Gene Ontology annotation, molecular function: structural molecule activity. The transcript has a single exon.